AAUAAAUUUAUUAAAGUUGAUGUCCUAUUAAAACCACUAAUGUUCAAUAGGUAGUGAUUGCAUAUAUACUUAAAUAUUAUAUAAAAAAGAAUGUUUACCGAAAAUGAAAUUAAAAUAAAUAAAAAAGGAAACAUAGCAAUCAUUGCGUUUUCGAAAUGUUAAUGUCAAUAGGCUCAGCUAAACAUUAUUUCAUUCUCGUAUCAGACUUUAGGCUGUUCAGAUCUACUAGUAGCUAAUCAAAAUUAUCAACGAAAAUUUUUGUAACAAACAUUUUAUUAAAUUUGGUUACUUUUCUAAACAUUUCAAACCGUCUGUUUAAGGAGAAAAUCGCAUUGAACCAGUGCAACGACCAUAGAGAUUUCUAAACAAGAUCAAGAAUCCCAAAAUCCACAAUGUUGUGUAGUCGUAUGUUCAAGCGAUCGCAGAGCAUGAACCGAGAACCGCGUAUUCUCCAAGAAAGUACCCGUAAUAAAUCGGAAUGCCGUGGUAGGAGUCAAUCGAUUGAUCUGAGUAUAUUGAAACCUCUGGAUCCGCGACGCAUUCGCCAGCAAAUGUUCGCGGUCUAUGUGCGCGUUCGUCCCGCAGAUGAACUGAGAAAAGAGACCGAUCGUCCAUGGAUGUCAAUCAGACCGCCGAACAGUAUUAUGGUUGAUCGAGCAGCAAUGCUAUCGGCCUCGGAAGGUGUUGCCUCAGGAGCUUCGGUGGCGGGAUCGCCAGGGAGUCCGACAAGUCAUGAAAUCGAAUUUCGAUUCCGGCGGGUAUUCAGCGAGAGAGCAUCACAGGGUCAGGUCUUUAAGACAUUGUCGGAGUCGAUAUUCCAGCAAAUGGAUGUUGGUGGCAAUGGGCUAAUCUUGGUGACUGGUGCCCCUGGCACUGGUAAGACUCAUACAAUUUUCGGUUCUGGAAAUAAGCAAGAUCCUGGCUAUCUGCGUCGCACAUUCGAUACACUUUUCCGUUCGGCUGGUAGAGAUCUGGUUGAACGUUAUCUCAUUCAGGCGAAUCCAUCGGGUGCUGGAUUUCAAGCUGUCUCGCCGAAAACUGCCAAAAGAUUGGCCGCUCAGGGUGAUCAUAAGUCCGAAAUACCAAACUCUUCAGAAUGCCAUUGGCAAGUGGAUGGCGUGAAGAUAAGAAAGAAUAAAAGGCGUAUUGCAUGCUUUUUGGGUAUUCUGAUUGUCCAGGAGGGUACCAUCUAUGACCUAUUUGAGAAAUGUGAUGAGCGUCCGACACCCAUGACUCUUAGGGAUGAUCGAACGGGCAGAUGUUAUGCGGUUAAUGCCAAUCGCCUGGAGAUUCGUAAUACCGAUGAGGCCUUAAAUUAUGUUAAAGUGGCUUUGCAGAAACGUGAAGCUUUGAACUUUCAGGGUAGCACCCAUCUGGUGAUCAAUAUAUAUAUGGCGUUCUAUGAAAAUGGACAUUGUGGUAAGCCUCUCGAAUUCAGUCAAAUGACCAUUGUAGAGGUCAUGGCGCCCAGGGCCCAUCAGUUGCCGAGCACUAGACAUUCGUGUAGUACCCUACAAUCCGUUUAUACAUUACACAGUUGCCUAAGUUGCCUGCACGAAAACCAAAUGGCUGUGAUUAAGGGUAAGACAGCCAAAAAGCGACCACCGAUUCGGGAAACCAGUCUUACCCAGCUCCUGCGACAUUUCUUCCAUGUUAGCACUCUGGCCCAUGUCGUCUGUUUGGCCACCAUUAGCCCGGAACGGGAACAGAUGCUAGAGAAUAUGCGUUCAUUGCGUUUUGCCGUGGAUACUAUAUAUAGCCAGGAAGGUAAACAACCAGCGACCAAAGCUAAUGUGACCAAAGAUGAGCUUGUGUCUAUAGAUAAUGAAGAUAAUCUUGGCCCGAUUACCACAUUUCUGGACAAGCAUAACCAGCUCAAUCAUCGUGCCAUUCGCAGCGUAAUACCCAUUGUACUGCCAUGCUUCCUGCAGAUUGGCACCCUACUUACACUCCUCAAAUCCCAUAUAGUAAAACGGAAAAAGUUCAUACAGAGCUCUGAGAAUCUAAGCAGGGAAUUACUGGCACGAUUUGGUUAUAGUAUUACUGGAUUCGUUGCUCUGCAGGAAGAUACCUUGGUGGAACUGAGGACGUCCAACCAGGCGAUGAUUAACGUGGUUAUGCAACUGGAGAUGAUCCAUGAGCCACUUAACUAUGGCACGCUCUCAGUUCAAGCUCAGCAGAUGGAGAAGAAGGUCCAGAUAACUGAGAAUCUUCUACGCGGACGCAAUCAGCAAUUGAAGAUAUAUGCCAAUAAUUUGGAGUCCAAACAAGAGGCGGAAAAUAAUAUGCAAAAUAACCAAAAGGAUUAGGUAAUCUUAGGUCAAUCUAUCUAUCUGGAUUUGUGAUUCUUAACUUGGCUAUAUAUAAGAUGCUUUCAUGGAAUGAUAUAAGUGAGCCCCUAACUUAGUUGCCUCCGCGCUACCUUCUUGGAUCUCUGGACCAUGUUGUACUUAUGCUGGCGUAGAGGUCUCUACUGAUUUUCUCUUUUCUAAUAACAGAUUGCUCGAGUGAUCAGAUAUCAUAAAAAAUAUAUAUAUACAAUUUGAAAUAAGAAAUAAAUAAGUAAAUAAAUAAAUUUGAAAUAAGUCUUUUCUUAUUGCAAUGACACACUUUCCCACAGCCCAACGGAUCCGAGUUCCCAAUUCCCGGACUUGGAACAUGUGUUCUUUUUCCAGUUUUAUGUUCUUAUGAAUAUAUAUACUCCUCAGCGAGUGUUCUGCAUUCCCAAUUAGUUUUGGAAUGCAUUUGUCACAUUUUGUCAGGCCAUGAUCAAGGCUAAACUUGGUAGGGUACACGUAAAAAAAAAAAAAAAAAAAGGAAAAAAAUAAUAAAAAAAAAAAAACUAUAUAAAAGCCGCCGACUGCAAUCAAAAAUCCAUUUACACGUUCACUCGCACGAUCCGUGGUUGUGUCCAAAGUGGAUGGCCCCUUGGCCGUGGAUUGGGGCUUUUGAUUUGCUGACAAGCCAACGUCAUGUUCCUCAUGCAUUUGCCCCCUCACUUCCUCCAAAGCUGCCCCCACUCCAAGUCCAACUGUCUUUCCCCUCUGUUUUUUUUUUCUUUUUUUUGGACGUGCAAAUCAUCAUGCGCUUUGUGGGGUCGCCGGAAUGGAAACUCCAAAUAAAAAGAAAAAUAACCGACGAACCUGAACCUGGAACCCUGUACUCUGGUGCGAGGUAACGUGAGUAGAUAGCAGCAUUAGGGUGUCUCGUGAGUCUGCUGUAAUGUGAGUAGAUAGGGUUGUUAGAUCUUUACCACUUAGUUAGUUAAAAAUAAGAUCUUAGGUGCAAAGUUCUUGGAAUCAUAACUCUUAGAUGAAAAACUAAAGUCAGUAGACUGAAGCAUUAGGAUGUUACACUAACUAGCUGAUCAGCCAUCAGAAAAGCUCAUAAACUUUAAAAUAUUGAUAAGAAAACUUCUAGGAAUGAGCAACUUUGUAAGCCUGGGUUACGUGUUUUUAGUAAGUAUAAAUGCCACGUUUUGAAAAUUUAAAUAAAAACUAAUAGACCUUAAAAGCAGCGAGUUAAAUGCUUGAUAUAGUUUAUAUUUUUAAGUAUGAGCUGGCUGUAACUUCCGUUUUACAAACCCCUAUCACCCUGAAAAUGACGCACUGGAAAUCGGAAGAUGCUGCCUUACUAUCUCAACGGAUGUGGGGAAUGGUAUGUGGUUCCUUUUUUUUUUUUGCUCAUUGAAGGUUGAAACGAUGCAAAAAUAAUCAUUGCUUUGCAUUUUCCUCUAACCGAUAACUGCAAAGGGGAAACCUUGAAGUUGCAACUCGUUUAGUGCCGCCUUUUGUUUUUCAAUCUAUUUUCCUCUCUGGUAUUGUUUGCCUUUACCGAUUGCCGCAUAUUUGUUUUUUAUUAAUGAGAAAGCAAUAAAAAAAAAAAGGUAAGAAAAAGUGUAACGUUAAAAGUGUAACGUUACAAGUGUAACGUUACAAGUGUAACGUUAAAAGUGUAACGUAAAAAGUGUAACGUAAAAGUGUAACGCAAACAAAACGGCUUACAUGCAAAUAAUGUAUGUUGCUUAUCGGCCAGCCUAUCUUAAUUUUGUAAAGUAUAUAGUA
This is a messenger RNA of Drosophila eugracilis, 4064 nucleotides long. RefSeq names its product kinesin-like protein KIF23. Gene Ontology annotation, cellular component: kinesin complex; microtubule; nucleus. The transcript has 2 exons. Gene Ontology annotation, molecular function: microtubule binding; microtubule motor activity; ATP hydrolysis activity. The coding region runs from base 393 to 2309 and encodes 638 amino acids. Gene Ontology annotation, biological process: microtubule-based movement. The record is from RefSeq and is a predicted model, not a curated record. Lineage: Eukaryota; Metazoa; Arthropoda; Insecta; Diptera; Drosophilidae.